ACAGUGGUCUGAAAAGCUCCUCCUACACAUGCAAACAGAUCCUGAGAAACGAAACUGAACUUGUGCUUCCCUGACAGAUCACUUUAACUCUCUCCUGCUGAGGACAUGAAAAAUGGCAACCUCCAGCAAGCCACGGAACCUUCACGAGUGCGGUUUGUGUCUUAUGAAAUCAAAGGAUGUCGUUACUAUUCCCUGUGGGCACAUCUACUGCAGGUCUUGCACUGACGGCUUAAUCGGUAAGUAUGAACGCACAGGCUCGUACAACUGCCCACAAUGUUUACAGACUUUCUCCACUAAGCCUGAUCAGGAUGGAUCAGUGGACAAAGUUGUGGGCAAACUCAAGGAGAUAAAUCUCCCCAGUGAAACCUCAGCAGACACAUCCUCUUCCAGUUUGACAAGGCCUGACCAGGAUAGCCUAGUGGACAAACUCGAAAAGACAGCUCUCCAUACACAAUCCACAACAGACACUAUUACCAGACCUGAGGGUGUGGCUUGUGACACAUGCACUGACAGCAGACAGAAAGCUGUUAAGUCCUGCCUGGUGUGUCUGGCCUCGUACUGUGACACACACCUCCGACUACACAACAACGUCCACGCGAGGGCUGCACACACACUGGUGAAUGCUACUGAUCAGGUGCGGGCCAUGAUAUGUUCUGUACACGGUAAACUCCUGGAGAUUUACUGCUGUAAAGAGAAACGACGCAUCUGUUGCUUAUGCAUGCUGGAGGAUCACAAAGGGCACGACAUGGUGGCAGCAGGACAGGCAGAAAAGAAGGAGUUAAGAAAGUCCAAGCAGAUGAUCACAGAGCAAGAGAAGCAGCUAAAAGAGCUUCACUUGGCUAAAAACACUCUCAGGGACAUUGCAGCAGCUACGGAGGAGGAGAGCGAGCGGCUUUUCACCGAGCUGAUCCACUCUAUAACGUACAGCCAGGCUGUGAUGAAGGUCCUGAUCCAGUCUCAGGAGCAAGCAGAACGGGAACGAAUCAAGGAGCUGAUGAAGCAGGUGGAGGAUGAUAUAAGUGAGCUGAAGAAAAGCGAUGCUGAGAUGGAACAGCUCUUGAGUACUCAGAAUGACAUCCAAUUCCUGCAGUCAGGUCAGGCCCUCAGUCUCACUUCCGCAAAUGUCUUAAAGAUGACCAUUAAUCCUCAGUUCUCUUUCGGCGAGGUGGUGAAAUCCAUCUCUGCACUCAAGAAGCAGGUAGAAGACGUCUGGGAGCGUGAAAUGGAUCAAAUCUCAGCAGCAGUGAAAAAAGACAAAAUCGUAGUUCCUGCUGAACCGAAGACAAGAAAGGACUUCCUGCAAUAUCUGGUCCCACUAUCUCUGGACCCUGACACAGCCCACAGGAGCCUGAGCAUGUGUGAAGAGAAGCAAGUGACUUGUAGCACCAAGUGCGAGCCCUGUCCUGACCACCCUGAACGCUUUGACUGGUGGGCUCAGGUUCUGUGCCGAGAGCCUCUGAACACAUGCUGCUACUGGGAGGCUGAGUGGACGGGUUUACACGGAGUGGACAUUGCAGUCUCAUACAGAGACAUCAGCCGGAAGGGAGAUGAUGAUGAAUGCAGCUUUGGGUACAACAAACAGAGCUGGAGUUUGGACUGUGCAAUACUGAAAUAUACUUUCACGCAUGAUAAUAAGGAAACGGAAAUCUCAGCACCUGUAUCCCACAGGAUAGGGGUGUAUCUCGACUACAAGGCCGGAGUUCUGUCCUUCUACAGUGUCUCGGACUGUAUGACACUCCUCCACAGAGCAGAGACGAGGUUCACACAACCUUUAUAUGCUGGGUUUGGGUUGUAUCAGGGAUCCACAGUGAAGAUAUGCCAGCCAGACGUCAAACAAAUAGAUACCCAAAGUGUCAACAGCAGUACAACUGUGAAUGAAAUGAGCCCAUGAAAAAAAAAAAAAAAAUGAUGGGCUCCCCAUGGGGGCUGGUGUUUAACAUAUUGACCUGUUGUCAGGGGAUCAAUAGUUACAAGCCACCCAUAGAAAGGAUAAAUGGACUUGUUCUUCAUAAGUAAUGGUGUUUUUUUUUUUGUCAAUCAGAGCAAUGCUAGCCAGCCUCAGGGCUUUGUUGGGCUCACUUAUUCCCCUUUUCAACCAAGGCAGUUCCAAGGCCAGUUGAGAGUCCAUGCUUAAUUUUGAAUCAGUUCAUGUUUCAACAGCCAAAGAACUGGCUUUCAGCCAGGAAACGUGGUUAUAAAGCAGCACCAAAUCUUUACUGGUCCAGAACCAUGAACCACUUGCAUCAGGUGCUUGGGACAGAAUUAUCAUGAUUGCCAUUUAAAAAACAAAACAAAACAAAACUAUGUAGUUCACCAUUGUUGUUGUGUUUGGUGUUGGCAGUGCUAGUGGCUGAAAAAGCAGAGACGUAAUUACCAUGGAUCCAUGGUGGCUCUCUAGGCCAUGGAAAAGCAAACCAUUCUCAAAAUGUUCUCAAGUUGAACCAGCACCUGGUUCGUUUUGGUGAAAAAGGGUUAGUGUUUCAUCCAAGCGUGUUCAGUAUGUUGGCUUUAACAAGUAUGUGCUGGCCUUUGCACACUACGAGCGAUUGUUCUCAUGCAAUGGCAGAAACCAAUUAUGUGAAAAUAAAAAAAAUGGUGGAAAAUAAUAA
Neoarius graeffei (lesser salmon catfish) is the source of this 2609-nucleotide messenger RNA. It is a transcript of the gene ftr92, whose product is annotated as finTRIM family, member 92. Lineage: Eukaryota; Metazoa; Chordata; Actinopteri; Siluriformes; Ariidae. The transcript is spliced from 6 exons. Gene Ontology annotation, molecular function: zinc ion binding; protein binding. The coding region runs from base 113 to 1891 and encodes 592 amino acids. The record is from RefSeq and is a predicted model, not a curated record.